Messenger RNA from Acanthosepion pharaonis, 594 nucleotides. Lineage: Eukaryota; Metazoa; Mollusca; Cephalopoda; Sepiida; Sepiidae. The record is from the annotation of a GenBank genome assembly.
AUGUUAAGCGCUUUUCUAAAAUAUUUCAUAGACAUUUUUUGUUCAUUCUUUUUUCCUUGUACAGGUGUUGAUAGGUUGCAUUUAUGUCAGUGUCCAUUUUCGACCGUCACGUUUAUCUGUACCCGACUACACCACAACCACAUUAGGUCCCUUAAACCUGAUUAUCUAUGUAAGUCCUUUCUCUAUUAUAGGCCAAUUAUUACGCCCUCUCUUUUUAUUCUUUCCUUUUUCUUUUUUCUUUUUUUCCUUCUUUCCUUCGUUUGCCUUUCAAAUAUCCUUUCUGUCUUCCUGUUCCUCCUCACGACUUUGGUGUUUUUUUUACCUUUUUUCUAUCUCCCUCUUAAAUGCCUUUUCCCUUAUUUGCGGCUUGUUUCUCUGUUUUCUCCUCUUUUUUCCUCUUUCUUUCUACCCAUUUACUUUUAUUAUUUAAAAAAAAACCUCUCGUCUUUCCCGGUCGGCAUUACGACCCUUCCUUUUUACCCUUCCUUUUUACCCCGUACUUACCAUCUUUUAACGCAAACAAUCCCAGAGAUAUUUUUUUCUCAUUCCUUCUUCACUUCGAGUCAGACCCUUAUCUAUCCCCAGUGCUUUUAA